Molecule: messenger RNA, 1911 nt
Organism: Penicillium subrubescens
Lineage: Eukaryota; Fungi; Ascomycota; Eurotiomycetes; Eurotiales; Aspergillaceae
Product: putative acyl-CoA dehydrogenase
Exons: 3
Coding region: 1-1911 (636 amino acids)
Molecular function (GO): oxidoreductase activity, acting on the CH-CH group of donors
Source: RefSeq, a predicted model, not a curated record
AUGGCACCAUCACCACCUCAGCCAGCUACUGCGGAGAGCGGCUACAUCACUCAACCGGCUUCGUUGGAGAACACGUACACGACCGAUACGAGUCUCCGAAGAGUGCUGGAAUGGUAUCUUCCUGCGGCCACACUUCGAUCAGUCGAACCGCAGUUCACACAGCUGGGAGCUGAAGCGAUCUCCGAGCAAGUGCGUGAGUGGAGCGCAGAUGCCGAACGGAACCAGCCAUACGUCAAGAGCCAUAAUGUUUGGGGGAAACGAUAUGAUUAUGAUCGCCUCGUUACCACUGAGGGCUGGAAGCAACUAGGGAAAUGGGGAGCUCGUCAUAGAAUUGUUUCCGCUGGUUAUGAUUCUGCAUUGGGUCUGGAUCGAAGAACAGUUCAAUAUGCACUGAACUAUCUCUACUCUCCAUCUUCGGGGCUCUAUUCCUGUCCCAUUAGCAUGACUGAUGGAGCCGCCUUCAUUCUUUCCUCCAAAAUCGCGAAGCUACCCCCGACUCAUCCGUUCCAUGCGGCAUAUAAUGGCUUGAUUUCGGAGGGCGAUGACCACUGGACAUCGGGCCAAUGGAUGACGGAGCGCGCAGGAGGAAGCGAUGUUCAAAACACCGAGACCUGGGCAACCUACUCCCCCUUGCCCAAGGAUUCAGGCGUCGAUCCCCUCGGUGAUGGGGAUUAUCUGAUCAACGGCUUCAAAUUUUUCUCAUCUGCGACCGACGCUAACGUCGCCCUUCUUUUGGCUAAGACUCCCUCCGGAAAAUUGAGCACGUUUCUGGCUCCCUUGCGAAGGACGGUCAUUGGAAGUGAUGGUGUAUCUCGACAGAUCUCAAACGGUGUGAGAAUCCAUCGUCUGAAGAAUAAGCUUGGCACAAAGGAACUACCUACCGCCGAGUUGGAGCUCAAAGAUAUGAGAGCGCAUCUAGUCGGAGAAGUCGAUCAGGGAGUUGUCACCAUCGCCCCUCUCCUCAAUGUCACCCGCAUCCACACCUUUAUCGGCUCCCUCUCGGGCUGGCGCCGCGCCCUGAGCAUCACGAAGAGCUUCGCAAAGGCACGCACUACCGUGGGCGAGCCUCUGUGGCUUAUUCCCAUGCACCUACGUCUUCUGGCAGAUCUGGAGGUUAAGCACCGUGGUGGCAUGAACCUCGCCUUUUUCACCGUUGCCGUCAUGAGCUUGGUCGAGAAUAGGGUUACUCAACCUUCGAAGCACGCCCACCUACCUCGUCCCGGCCGCGAAGCUAACGUCGUAUUCCGCACUCUCACAGCCACCGCAAAGGCCGUGGUGAGCAAGAUGUCAGUUCUGGGCAUCCAGGAAUGCCAAGAGGCUAUGGGUGGCGUUGGCUACAUGGACGAGGCGGAUGAACCCGAAUUCAACAUCUCCCGAAUCCUGCGCAAUUCUUCUGUCAAUUCCAUCUGGGAGGGAACGACAAAUGUCUUAGCUAGUGAGAUGGUUCGUUUCCUCCUCAAAGCUGAUAAUCUUGAUAUCUUCGCAGCAUGGGUUGACCGUACGUUGUCGUUGAUUCGCACCGAGACGCUUCGGAAUACUCUUACUGUCGCGUGGUCUGCUCUACAAGCACGAUUGUCCACAAAGAACCAGCUACCUACUACGAUUCUUGCCGAUGCGCGUCGGUAUAUGUUCACCCUUGCAUGGAUUCUGUGUGGCAUCCUUCUGGCCGUGGAUGCUGGACGGGACCAGGACCCCGUCAGCGUAGAGAUUGCGCGGCGGUGGAUCAUCAGUGCUGAAGGUGGGGUUGGAGAACAGGUAUUCCAUGAUAUAGUUACAGUCUCUAAAGACGUAACUCAAGACGAUGGGGAGGAGCAUCUCCAAUGGGAUUGUAGAAUUGCUUGGGGGGUCGAGCUUCCGGCUAACCGGGCAUCUGGGCAUCGGUCACUGCAGAAGGCGAGCUCCAAGCUGUGA